Molecule: messenger RNA, 939 nt
Organism: Fragaria vesca subsp. vesca
Lineage: Eukaryota; Viridiplantae; Streptophyta; Magnoliopsida; Rosales; Rosaceae
Product: broad-range acid phosphatase DET1-like
Exons: 5
Source: RefSeq, a predicted model, not a curated record
AUGUGCCGUGUAAGCCCCGUGGAUUCAAUUGAACAAUAUUCUGGUAAUGGGUUUGGUAGUCUGACUGAAAAACAUUAUGAUCAUAGAGAAUCAGGUAGUACUAGUACUAGUACUAGUAGAGCUCUACCUCCAAGGCCUCGACGGAUAAUUUUGGUUCGGCAUGGGCAGAGUGAAGGAAAUGUGGAUGAGAGUGUCUACACUAGAGUUUCUGAUCCAAAGAUCCGAUUGACAGAGAAAGGUAUUGCUGAUGCUGAGGAAUGCGGGAAGAGGAUCAGGGAGACGAUUGAGAAAGACUGAGUUGAAGAUUGGAAGGUCUACAUCUAUGUGUCUCCUUAUAGAAGAACAGUUGAAACACUCAAGGGGUUAGGGAAAGCAUUUGAGCGCUCAAGAAUUGCUGGGAUGAGAGAAGAACCUCGCUUAAGAGAGCAAGAUUUUGGGAAUUUUCAGGAUAGGGAGAGGAUGAGAGUGGAGAAAGCUAUGCGUAUGCUUUACGGUAGAUUCUUUUUCUGGUUUCCUAAUGGGGAAUCUGCAGCUGAUGUUUAUGAUAGGAUUACAGGAUUCAGAGAAACAUUGAAAUCGGAUAUCGAUGUGGGACGGUUUCAGCCACCAGGAGAGAGAAAUACAAACAUCAACUUGGUGAUAGUUUCGCAUGGCCUAACGCUGAGAGUGUUUCUGAUGAGAUGGUACAAGUGGACAGUGGAGCAGUUCGAGGGCAUCAACAACUUUGGUAAUGGAAGCAUGGUUGUUAUGGAAAAAGGCUACGGUGGAAGGUAUAGUUUGUGCAUGCAUCACUCAUAAGAAGAGCUAAGAGAGUUUGGAUUCUCAAACGAAAUGAUAGUUGAUCAAGAAUGGCAAAAGUAUGCAAGACCUGGUGAGCUGAACUAUGAUUGUCCAACAUUAAAUUCCUUCUUCACCCACUUUGGUGAAGAUGAUCGAUGA